AUGGCAUCAUCACCACUCUCACGCGGUCAAACGCCUCUGCCUGAAUCACAGACUCUCGACAAGCCUCGAAUAUUGUGUCUACAUGGCGGUGGUGUAACCGGCGAGGUCUUCCGACAACAAGCCCGAUCACUGAUCAGACAACUUCCAGCAUUUCGUCUCGUCUUCGCUGAUGGUCCAUUCUUUUGCAAUCCGGGUCCGGGCAUAGUACCGGUGUAUCAAGACUGUGGUCCCUUCAGGAGAUGGCUGCGAUGGCUCCCGGAACAUCCACCGAUCGACAAUGAUGCUGCGAUCGAAGAGGUCAUGUACAGUAUUGAGACGUGCAAGAGAGAGGACGCGGGAACAGGAUCAUGGGUGGGAUUGAUAGGUUUCAGUCAAGGCGCGAAGCUGUCGGCGAGUCUUUUGUACGACCAACAAAUUCGAAUAGAGAAGGAAGGCAAGGCGGACACGGACUACAAAUUUGCUGUGCUGCUGGCAGGAAGGAGUCCGCUGGUGUCAUUCUGUGAGCACAGCAGGAGUCCGGCCUGUGUCAAUCCAGGAGAGAUCAGCGAGGGCUUCCACUACGAGGGAGAAUCACCGCACAUCCUCAGGCUGCCAACGCUGCAUGUUCACGGCCUGAACGAUGAUGGUCUGCAUCUCCACAGGAAAAUGCUGAAGCAGUAUCACGAUCCGGAAACGGCGACUGUGAUCGAGUGGGACGGAACGCACAGAGUACCAAUCAAGAAGGCGGAUGUACAGCCGAUAUGUGACUGGAUCUACAAGAACGCUGAGGAAAAUGGCGUGGAUGUGCGAGAUGGUUGA
Fulvia fulva is the source of this 798-nucleotide messenger RNA. RefSeq names its product Esterase citA. Lineage: Eukaryota; Fungi; Ascomycota; Dothideomycetes; Mycosphaerellales; Mycosphaerellaceae. Gene Ontology annotation, cellular component: cytoplasm; nucleus. The transcript has a single exon. The record is from RefSeq and is a predicted model, not a curated record. Gene Ontology annotation, biological process: secondary metabolite biosynthetic process. The coding region runs from base 1 to 798 and encodes 265 amino acids.